Sciurus carolinensis (gray squirrel) is the source of this 2642-nucleotide messenger RNA. RefSeq names its product OS9 endoplasmic reticulum lectin (gene Os9). The coding region runs from base 26 to 2032 and encodes 668 amino acids. The transcript is spliced from 15 exons. The record is from RefSeq and is a predicted model, not a curated record. Gene Ontology annotation, biological process: endoplasmic reticulum unfolded protein response; retrograde protein transport, ER to cytosol. NCBI's taxonomy places the organism in Eukaryota, Metazoa, Chordata, Mammalia, Rodentia, Sciuridae. Gene Ontology annotation, cellular component: endoplasmic reticulum lumen.
ACUGGGAUAAGAACGGGAACGAAAGAUGGCGGCGGAAAUGCUGCUGUCCAGUCUGUUGGGGCUGCUGUUUCUGGGUCUCCUAUUACCAGCAAGUCUGACCAGCGGUGUUGGGAGCCUGAACCUGGAAGAACUGAGUGAAAUGCGAUAUGGAAUAGAGAUCCUGCCGUUGCCUGUCAUGGGAGGGCAGAGCCAAGCUUCGGACGUGGUGAUUGUUUCUUCUAAGUACAAACAACGCUAUGAGUGUCGCCUGCCAGCUGGAGCUAUUCACUUCCAGCGUGAAAGGGAGGAGGAGGCACCUGCCUACCAAGGGCCUGGGAUCCCUGAGUUGUUGAACCCAAUGAGAGAUGCUCCCUGCCUGCUGAAGACCAAGGACUGGUGGACGUAUGAAUUCUGUUAUGGACGCCACAUCCAGCAGUAUCACAUGGAAGAUUCAGAGAUCAAAGGUGAUGUCCUCUAUCUCGGCUAUUACCAAUCGGCCUUCGACUGGGAUGAUGAGACAGCCAAGGCCUCCAAGCAGCAUCGACUGAAACGCUACCACAGCCAGACCUAUGGUAAUGGGUCCAAGUGUGACCUCAAUGGAAGGCCCAGGGAGGCUGAGGUUCGGUUCCUCUGUGAUGAGGGUGCAAGUAUCUCUGGGGACUACAUCGAUCGUGUGGAUGAGCCCUUGUCCUGCUCUUACGUGCUAACCAUUCGGACUCCUCGGCUCUGCCCCCACCCUCUCCUCCGUCCUCCACCCAGUGCUGCUCCACAGGCCAUUCUCUGUCAUCCCUCCCUGCAACCUGAGGAGUAUAUGGCCUACCUUCAGAGACAAGCUGACUCAAAGCAAUAUGAAGAUAAAAAUACAGAGGAGCUGCAAGACUUGGACUCCCAAAUGUGGAGUGAGUCCAAGUCUGAGGUGGUGCCCUCAAAUAAAGCAGGUACAAGCCCAACCAAGGAUGACAGUAAGGAAUCUGAUUUUUGGAAGAUGCUUCAUGAAUCAGAGGACUCAGCCCCAGGAGGGGAAGAGGUGCAGGCAGAGGAGCAAGACCUGAACCUUGAGGCUGCAGUGGAUCCAGCUCCAGGCCCUCCUGAUGAUUUUCAGAACAACGUACAGGUCAAAGUUAUUCGGAGUCCUGCAGACUUGAUUCGAUUGAUAGAGGAGCUGAAAGGUGGAACAAAAAAGGGGAAACCAAAUGCAGGCCAAGAGCAGCCUGUGGAUGAUGCUUUGGAAGCCCCUCAACGGGAACCUGAAGUGAAAGGAAAGGGUGACACAGAACAUCAGGGUGAGGCAGAAGAGGAGGAUAAUGAUGAAGAUGAAGAUGAGGAUGAGGAUGAAAGGCAGCUACUAGGAGAAUUUGAGAAGGAACUGGAGGGGAUACUGCUCCCAUCAGACCGAGAGCGGCUCCGUUCAGAGGUGAAGGCUGGCAUGGAGCGGGAGCUGGAGAAUAUCAUCCAGGAGACAGAAAAGGAGCUGGACCCAGAAGGGCUGAAGAAGGAGUCAGAACGAGAUCGGGCAAUGCUGGCUCUGACAUCCACACUCAACAAACUCAUCAAAAAGCUGGAGGAAAAACAGAGUCCAGAACUGGUGAAGAAGUACAAGAAAAGGAGAGUUGUCCCAAAAAAGCCUCCACCAUCACCCCACCCUACAGAGGAGGAUCCUGAGCACAGAGUCCGGGUCCGGGUCACCAAGCUCCGUCACGGAGGCCCCAAUCAGGAUCUGACUGUCCUCGAGAUGAAACGGGAAAACCCACAGCUGAAACAAAUCGAGGGGCUGGUGAAAGAACUGCUGGAGAGGGAGGGACUCACAGCUGAAGGGAAAAUUGAGAUCAAAAUUGUCCGCCCUGGGGCUGAAGGGACUGAGGAGGAUGCACGUUGGCUAACUGAUGAGGACACAAAAAACCUCAAGGAGAUUUUCUUCAAUAUCUUGGUGCAGGGAGCUGAAGAAGCCCAUAAAGAGCGCCAGCGGCAGAAAGAGCUGGAGAGCAACUAUCGCCGUGUGUGGAGCUCUCAAGGUGGAGAAGGCACAGGGGACCUUGACGAGUUUGACUUCUGAAACUACCACCACAUGACCCUCCAAAGAGUGCAGAGUCUUCCUGAGUGGCCCUGUCUCCUCAUCUCCCCACCCCUGGGGCCCUGAAGGCAAAACGGUGAAGAGGAGCUGAGCUGUGGAUGUCUGAGCCCCCAGCUCUGGGGUGUGGAGGGCGUGGGGUGAGUGCUGCUGGAGCUACCCAGCUGCCUCACACCUCACCAGGCCUGGGAUUUUGCUCUCCCAGGCUCCCCCACAUACCUUACCUCCUCAGCUUUCCUUGCUAUCAUUUUCCAACUUGUUUUUUUCCCUCCUCCUACCUAGUGAGAUCUUUUGAAAUAGGAGGGCAGUUUAGCAGGCUGUAAGAAAGUAGCUGCCCACCCCUACCCUGUUGCUGUGUGGAGUUUCUUUUCCCCCCAUCUCUUGGAUUGAAUUGGGAUUUCCUUUCCCCUUUCCCUGUUCCCACUGUCGUCUACAAUCUGUGCUUCUGAGUCCAGGAGCCUUCACCUCUGUCGCUGAGGAAAUGGGAGACCAUUGCACAUCACCUCGGACACAAUCCCAGCAAAGAGGGUGGGGUGUGGAACCACCCACCUUGUUCUUCAACAAUCAGGUUUCUAAAUAAAGAACUGGACCAUCA